AUGGCCGCACAACCACUCGCCAACCCGCUAGACGACAGCGCGCAAUACCUUUCCCGACCUGUACCCGCAACGAACGACGCGAUCGACUCGUCUCUCCCUCAGUCCGCCGUCCCGUCCAUCCUCGUGUCGCCUGCGAGUCCCAUGGCGCCGUCGCUCGGCACACCCAGGCUUGGACCGGAAGCGGGAGGAGGGCGGAAAGUAGAGCCUGAGCGCGGUGAGGAGGAGGAGGUGAGGGUUGGGAGGGACGAGGCGGGCGAGAAUGGACAGCAGGGACAAGCGAGGAAUUGGAGGAACUGGGCGGGCAAAUCGCCGGCUCGACAAACGGCGAAACUCCCCCCGACUUCCUCCUCCUCGUCCUCACCUCCGGCAGCAAACCGGCACCCUUCAUCUCCGCCUGCUUCGUCGAGUCGGCCACCACGCAUAUCGCCUUCUUCCCCACCGUCCUCUUUCCCCUCUUCCUCCUCGACUGCCUCGAACGCCCGCCAACCGCCUUCCGAAGCCCGCACCUUCUUCGCCUCGCUCGCCUCAUCCAUCCCCUCCGUCUCGCUCCCGUCUUUCUCCCUGUCUUCCUUACUGCCCUCUCGACUGCCAGGCGCACCGCAUUUCGAGAUUCAAGAGGGUGGAUUCUCGUCGGACGAGGAGGAAGAAGAGGAUGAGGACGACCUGGAGGACGGCGAAAGGAGGAAAGAGCUGGGUGGACAGAAGGAGGGCAAACAAAAGGAGGUGCUGAUGCGGCAGAGUAUGGACUUGCGGAUUGAGGACGCCACUGACGGCCCCUCCGUCGUCUCCGACAAGAAUCCGGUCGUCCCCUCGCCCGCCUCAGCCUCCCCCUCUGGCGCCGCUCCCUCGUCCCCCGCUCGUCCAGCCUUCGCGCCCCUCGCACGCACACCCUCCUCCGCGUUCGUCGCGGCCUCGAAAGAAGGACUCGUCCACCCACUCACGAUGCACGCCAUCGCCCGUCGCGACUCGGAACAAGAAGCUAUCCGUGUCGUCCGUGCGCGGGAGGCGACUGAGCGAAAGAGGGAGAGCUCGGUCGAGAGUGAUUCGAGUGUCCCUGGAGGUGCGGGAGGGAAGAUGCCUGCGUUGCUGAGGGAGCAGAGUUGGACUGCGAGGGCGAGUUCCGGGCUCGCGAGGAGCGAGAGUCCGACGCAGAUGAGUGAUGAGGAUGGGAUGGCUAGUGGGGCGAGUGCGAGGCAGGGCAGCUUGAGAAGGAAGAAGGACUUGAGCGGGUCGGCGCUUGGGCUGGGGUUGGUGCAUGAGGGAGCGGAGGACGAGACGGGUCGACAAGCGAGCGGGGCGACAAUCACUCCAAGCACGGCGAUUCCUUCAGCUGCUACGGGUGGACCUGCGUCCGUCGGCUCUGCCGGAGCAUCUGGCACCUCGACGCCAAACCGCUCGUCCUUCACCCACAAUCGCUCGGUCUCGACCGCCUCCUCCCGAGCCGACCCACCUCCGCCCCUCUCUGCCGCCUCGAUCAAAGCGCCCAAAAAGUCAUUCCUUUCCCGCUUCGGCCGCAACCGCACCGCCUCGAGUUCGUCUGCCCCGCCGCGCGAGAUGAGGGAGUCGACGCCGCCAAUGUCGGCGUCGAGCGCGAGUGGCGCGUUCUCGCCGACCAGUGUGGACAGGGAGACGCUUGACAGUCCGACGAUGGAGUCGACCCCGAUCAAGGCGGAGAAGGGUGCGGCGAAAGGCGAGAAGAUCCAGUUUGCAAAGGUCAAGACGAAGGGCAAGCCGACCAAGGCUUUCGGCAAGCUCUUCCUCGCGCAAGAACUCGUCUUCCCCUCCGCCAGCUCGUCCUCCUCCCGCCCGUCCGCCGCGGCCGGCGACGACGACUCCCUCCACUCUCGAGACGAGACAGCGUCCCAGCGGUCCGGCAACGAUGACGGCGCGAAAGGGACGAAGAAAAAGAAUGCGAUCUGGACGAUCAAGUUCUCUGAGGACGGCAAGUACCUCGCGACUGGCGGUGUCGACGGCGUUGUGCGCGUCUGGGAAGUCCUCUCGACGCCCGAAGCACGCGAGGCUGCGCUCAACUCGCAGACGAGCCCGACGGCCGACAGCAGCGCCGCUACGCCAGGCGCACCCGACUCGCCCACGAUCACUCGAAGCGGCGGAGCUCCCGCCACACCGACCUCGACGACGGCCGCUCCAGGUCUGCGGAGCAAGAAGUCCAAGUCCAACCUGGCGCAGACGCAACUGCCGAAAACGCCGGUUUGCGUCUUGCCUGUCUUUGCGCCGAAGCCGAUUCGCGAAUUUAAGGGUCACGAUGCGGAUGUGCUCGAUCUGAGCUGGAGCAAGAACAACUUCCUCCUCUCGUCAUCGAUGGACAAGACCGUGCGCCUGUGGCACAUCUCGCGCGACGAGUGCCUCUGCGCUUUUCAGCACCUCGACUUCGUUACGUCGAUCGCCUUCCACCCUCGCGACGACCGCUUCUUCCUGUCCGGCUCGCUCGACUGCAAGCUGCGGCUGUGGAAUAUCCCGGAGAAGCGCGUUCAUAUUUGGACCGAGGUGCCCGACCUCAUCACGAGCGUCGCCUUUACGCGGGACGGCCAGCGUGCGAUUGCGGGCACCUUCGGCGGUUCAUGCAUGUUCUUCGAUGUCGGCACGCUCCACUAUCACACCCACUUCACGGCCAAGUCGACUCGUGGCAAGAACGCGCGCGGCAAGAAGGUCACCUGCCUCUGCCCGUACCCUCUCCCCUCAAGCGGCGGCGAGCGCCUCCUCGUCACGACGAACGACUCGCGUAUCCGGCUGUACCACACCGCCGACAAGAUGAUCGAGGCCAAGUAUGCCGGCCACGAGAACAUGAGCUCGCAGAUUCGGGCGAGCUUCAGCGACGACGGGCGGUGGAUCAUUUCAGGCUCGGAGGACCGCAACGUCUACAUUUGGGAGUCGGGGAUGGCGCCGCACGAGAACGAGGGUUUCCGUCUCUCGAAGAAGCGGAAAGAUGGCGCUGGUGUCGAGUUCUUCCCGAUGUCGGCUCACAUCGUCACGGCGGCCAUCUUUGCGCCUACCAUGACUCGCUCGCACCUCGCCGCCGCCCACGACCCGAUUUUUGACGACGGUCACUCGCACUUUGCGCCUCUCGACCGCACCCUCUCAGGCGCGAGUCUCGGACUUGCAGGCGUGACGAGCCGUGCGACGACGAUCGAGAGUACGCUGGCGGCUGGCGGGCUGACCGACGGCGAGGUGCUCGUGCCGGCCACCAGUCGUGAGGGACAGGUCGUGCCCGGCGCAGGGGGUGCGGAGGACGCCAUCAUUGUGGUUGCCGAUGCCGAGACGAGCACCAUCUCCGUCUUCCGCAACUCGAGCAUCCCCGUCAACGCCGUCGCCUCGACCCUCGCUGCGCCUACCUCAGGUUCGAAGCUCUCUCGCGGCGGCUCGAAGCGCUGGAGCCUCUACAGCGACGGGGCGCGCUAG
This is a messenger RNA of Rhodotorula toruloides NP11, 3417 nucleotides long. Its product is annotated as WD repeat protein 44. The record is from RefSeq and is a predicted model, not a curated record. Gene Ontology annotation, molecular function: protein binding. Lineage: Eukaryota; Fungi; Basidiomycota; Microbotryomycetes; Sporidiobolales; Sporidiobolaceae. The coding region runs from base 1 to 3417 and encodes 1138 amino acids. The transcript has 11 exons.